UAUAUUGGAUGCACUCAAACACACACUACUAAUUAAUUAAUAAGAUGGGCCUUCCCUUAAUUUUGCCUCUCCCUUCCCUAUUAGAUAGAGCUCAACCCAAUCAAUUUUCCUUGAUCUAAGCCUAAACCUUUCCCCAAAUUCCCAUGAGAGAGAGAGAGAGUGUGUGUGAACCCUUAAUCUAGAUAAACCUCAAUUAGUUCCCUAAAAUCGAGUUGACUCUUAAAUUAAUAUGAAAACCAAAACCAAGCCUAUAUCUAUAAUUCUAUCACCUAGUUGACUAGUUGGGAAAAGGACCUAAUUGAGGAGGGCCUCUUCUCUUAUAUUUCUCUCUCUCUCUCUCUCCAAAACAAUAUAUAUGAGUGAGAGAGAGAGGGAGGAGAAUUCUAUUGAAUCCAUAAUAUCCAAGUUUACAAAAAUUCAAAAAAAGAAAAAGAAAAAAAAAAAACCUCUUCUCUCACAAAUGAAUAACGCCACCGCUUUAUCGGACUACAACGACAACCCCAUCGGCGACACCGGGCUCGGCGGCGUCGGCUACGGCGUCGGCCUCUCCAUCGCCGUCCUCGUCGUCUUCGUCGUCAUCACCUACUUCUCCUACAAGUGCAAGCGAUCGCAGACGGACUCCUUGUCCUCCUCCUUCCGCCGCCGCUACUCCGCCGGCGACGGCGCAUCCGUCCACGUCGUCAUCCACCGCGACGGCCUCGACGCCGCCGCCAUCUCCGCCUUCCCGCUCUACACCUACGGCCAACUCAAGCCCCACAAAGGCGGCGGCGCCGCCGGCUGCGCCGUCUGCCUGUCGGACUUCAAGGAGAGCGAGGAGGUGCGGCUGCUGCCGGAGUGCGGGCACGUCUUCCACCGGAGCUGCAUUGAUCCGUGGCUGAUGAUUCACCCCACGUGCCCCAUCUGCCGGAACUCGCCGCUGCAGACGGCGGUGCCGACGCCGCUGCCGGCGUCACAGCCUGCUCCGGUUGCUAACCAAUAAUGAUAAUCUUCUUCUUCUUCUUCUCUUUUUUUUUUUAAUUUUAUUUUUUAAUUGUUUGGUGAAUGGAACAGUCGUAUAUAUUUAAUUUUUUUUGGUCUAUGGGAAUAUUGAAUAAUUUUGUGGUGUAAAA
Messenger RNA from Salvia miltiorrhiza (redroot sage), 1109 nucleotides. RefSeq names its product putative RING-H2 finger protein ATL71. The transcript has a single exon. The coding region runs from base 356 to 979 and encodes 207 amino acids. The record is from RefSeq and is a predicted model, not a curated record. NCBI's taxonomy places the organism in Eukaryota, Viridiplantae, Streptophyta, Magnoliopsida, Lamiales, Lamiaceae.